This is a messenger RNA of Limanda limanda (common dab), 5787 nucleotides long. RefSeq names its product marker of proliferation Ki-67 (gene mki67). Lineage: Eukaryota; Metazoa; Chordata; Actinopteri; Pleuronectiformes; Pleuronectidae. Gene Ontology annotation, cellular component: chromosome; nucleus. The transcript is spliced from 15 exons. Gene Ontology annotation, biological process: regulation of chromosome segregation; regulation of mitotic nuclear division. Gene Ontology annotation, molecular function: protein binding. The record is from RefSeq and is a predicted model, not a curated record.
UAGCGUACGGUAGAAUAUCCACGGUCCUUUUAGUCGGACAUGAUAUUAUAGUGAGAUUCCUCUUCGACGCGACCCGCUCGAAGUGUAUGGACGGUCCGAAGUCAACGUGUCUUUGAACGGAACUACAGGUAAAGUAAAAGUAAAAUGCCUCUACACGGGAAGAUAGUGGUGAUCAAGAGGAGUGGAGGCGAUGGCACCGAGUUCCCUCUCACUGCCACAUGCAUGUUCGGAAGGAAACCCGACUGUGACAUUCGCAUUCAGCUUCCUCAAGUCUCCAAGGAGCACUGCAGAAUUGACCUGAAUGAAAAUAAAGAGGUUGUUUUGACCAAUUUGAGCUCAGUGAAUCCGACCCGGAUCAACGGGGAGGCUCUGCAGCAGGCUGAGCGUCUGAAGCAUGGAGAUGUGAUAACAGUUAUUGACCGUUCUUUCAGGUUUGAGUAUCCUCCUGCACCAACACCAAAGAAGAGAUCUUCCACAGGAGGCAAAAGUGAAACCCUCAAAGUUCUUAAGGAUCAGCAAGUGGUGGACACUCUCACUGCUGAAACAGGAGAAAAGAAGAUCUCUGAAGUGUUCACAGAUGGAGCUAAUCAUGACAACAUCCGACGAACCCUGGACAACACAGUGGAGGUGGAGUCCAUGGAGGAUGCCACCCAGAUGCAAAACAAGACCAACUCCCCAUUCAGUGAUCUGUAUCAAAUGAUCAAAAAGUCUCUGGAUGUCAAGACCCCUCGCAAGUCUUCUGCCAGUUUGCUUCAAACUCCGGCCUCGAAGUUUUGCACCCCAAAACCUGCGUCUGUCAGGAAAAGUGAGGUGAAACCUGUCGUUUUCAAAGAGGACCAAGGCACUCCUCAGAUGAAGAAUGAGGCUAAAGUAACUCCUGAAGAUAAGAGUUGUAAUCCUGAGACCCCAAAGUCUGUGAAGAAGCAGAGGAAGUCAUCCCCAACAUCAUCUGAGAAUCCCGGACCUGCAGCUGAAGAAGUUGAUCAUGUGAUCAAGUCUGAAACAACUUCACCUCAGAGGAGAACCCGUGUAACCCCCCAGAAGUUCACUGCAGCUGAGGUUAUGAAGCAGGUUUGUGUUGAAACUCCAAAGUCACCGGUGAGAAGAAGCAGCAGGGAGACCACACCAGUUAAACCAGCAGUGACUGCUGUCGAACCAGAACCCGUUCAGAGGAAAUCACCAAGGAACUCGGGAAAAGCUGAACAAGUAAAUGAGACGACCAAAAAGCGCAAAGCUGGACAACUUGCGGCUGACUUGCCCACAUCACAAAUGAAGAGGAAGCGUGUUUCCUUUGGAGGUGCACUGAGCCCAGAGUUGUUUGAUAAACGACUUCCUCCAAACUCUCCAUUAUGCAAGGGAGCCUUUCCACGGAGAAGCUUGUGUCUGAGUAAGCCCAAAGAGUCACUCCUGAGACGAGCAUCAGUCAUUGGACUAUUGAAGGUAAGAUUUUAACAGGUUGUGACUCGUGUAUAAAAAUGUGACCAUAAACACAGUUAUGACUCACCUUCACCUGGAAAGAAGUCGCCAAACUCUAAGGCCGCUUCUCCCAAGGCAGCAUCUCCUGGAAAGAAAUCGCCAAAGUCAGCAACUCCUGCAAAGAGAUCCCCCAAGACCCCAUCUUCUGUAAGAGGAAGUUCUCCCUCAACUCCCACAGUGCAAGGGCGCUUCUCUGUGUCCCGCAUCAGCACGCCAUCUCCAGUGACAGAAGACUCUGACACAUUUACCCCCAAAAUCCCUCUGAAGAGGAAGAGCAUGAAGGGAACCUCAAGGAAGACCCCAAUUAUCGCCAAGAGCGCUGUGAAGGGGAUCCGCAGGAGUGGCAUCUCAAGGGCCUCUAUGAAAGUGCAAAACUCCUGGGUGGACAUUGUGAAAUUUGGUCAACCUAAGGCUCAAGUGAUUGCUCCAGUUAUAAAGAUGGUUCCCAAAAAGACCACAAAGAAGACUGUGUGCAAACCACAGACACCUGCAAGAAACAUCAAGGGCCACGUCAGCACCGGACACGCAGAUUCACCUGCUACCAUCGUUGUGGGCAGAGCGCACACAAAGAGCGCCUUACACCCAACUGGGGCUGCUCCAAGACUGGUCCCAAAUAUUGUACUCUUAAGAAAGAACAUGAAAAUGGACGAGGACUUGACUGGAAUUCCCGAAAUGUAUAAAACCCCAGUAAAUGAAAGGAAGAACAGAUCUGCCAUCAAUGAAAGCGUCGACAAGACACCAGCGGGAGUUCUGGGCACAUCUGUGGUUGAACCAUCCGUUCUAAACACACCAGAGGGACCAGGGGAAAUGGUGGUUUCUCCACUGAAUCUGGCAUCUGCAGUGAAAGACAGAAGUUACAACAGUGAAGCAGUUCAACGCCUCCUGAAUGAAGAUAAAGACUCCAGCUUUGUCAGUGUGAUCCCUGCAUUAGAGAUUCCCUCUGAAGAAUCUAGUGAGCAGCAGAGCACCACGGUGAAGAAGACCCCUGUGAAAACUCCCAAACAGAAACCAGAACAACCCGAGUGUCUGUCGGGAUCGAAGAGGACCACAAGAACCCCAAAACAAAAACCUGAACCUGUUGAGGACCUGAGGGGGAAGAUUUUGAAAACUCCAAAGCAGAAACCUGAACAACAAGAGUGCCUCACUGGAGUGAAGAGAAUCAUGAAGACUCCCAAACAUAAGAUUGAACAGCAAGAGUGCUUGACUGGAGUUAAGAAAAUCUUCGAGACCCCACAAAAGGAAGCUCUCAAGGCUGAUGAUGUGAGUCUCUGUGGUGUUGAGGAACCUCAGGAGACACCAGCACAUGUGCAAGAAUCUGAGGACCUGUCUGAAAUGGCUGACGUGAAAACUCUGAAUGCAAAGAGCUCUCCAGUGCUGUGUCUAGAAAAAGAACUAGACUUUGCCAAUGAGGAUCUACAAGAAGACAAACCAUCAGAUGUGAUCAACGUGGUUCCCCAAGUUGACACAGUAAAAGAAGCUGUCUCAGAUGAAGUUGUCAACGACACGGAAGAGGAGCCAAGUGAAAAGGAGUCCUCAGAUGUCAUGGAAACCAUCUCUCAGGCAGCUGAAGAUGAGAGUUUACCUGAGGAACAACCAGAAGUGAACACAGUUAAGAAUCUGUCCGAGGAACAACCCGAAGUGGAGGCAGUUGUCAAGAAUCUGUCUGAGGAACAACCCGAAGUGGAAGCAGUUGUCGAGGAACAACUCGAAGUGGAAGCCGUUGUCGAGGAACAACCGGAAGUGGAAGCCGUUGUCGAGGAACAACCGGAAGUGGAAGCCGUUGUCGAGGAACAACCCGAAGUGGAAGCCGUUGUCGAGGAACAACCCGAAGUGGAAGCCGUUGUCGAGGAACAACCCGAAGUGGAAGCCGUUGUCGAGGAACAACCCGAAGUGGAAGCCGUUGUCGAGGAACAACCCGAAGUGGAAGCCGUUGUCGAGGAACAACCCGAAGUGGAAGCCGUUGUCGAGGAACAACCCGAAGUGGAAGCCGUUGUCGAGGAACAACCCGAAGUGGAAGCAGUUGUCGAGGAACAACCCGAAGUGGAAGCAGUUGUCGAGAAUCUGUCUGAGGAACAACCUGAGGUGAUCGAGAUUUCAACUGGCCAAGACACAGAAAUGGAGACUGCUGCCGUGGAUCCUGUUAAAGAGAAGAAAUCUGUUCGAGGGCGAAGAGCAAAGACUGUGGAACCUGAGGCAGUUGAGGUUAAACAAGAUGCAUCACAACAUACUGAGGAACCUGUCACCCCGGCGCCAGUCAGAGGAAGAAGAGGGAAGAAGACUGAAACCCCAGCUCCAUCUACUGUUGAACCGAAGACAAGAAAAAGAAACGCAAAAACCACUGAAAGCAAGGAUGCUGAUCUCACAGUGGAAGAAAGCGCCUCUCAGCCUCCAAAAAUCGACACCAAGCCUAGAAGAGGAAGAAACGCCAAAAAGGCUUCUGAUGAUCAAGCUGAAAUAGUUGCUACUGAAACCGAAAAUGCACCAGAGGCUGAGGGCGAACAGAUCACAGCAGUUGAAGUCGACCACAAGGCAGAUGAGAGUGUAGCCCCUCAGGAGAAAGUUGCGCCGAAGAGAGCGAGAAAACUGAAACAAGAAACUGAACCGUCUCAGCCAGAGCAGCAGGAUGUAGCAAAGGAGCAUUCAGAGGAGCCUGUGGUCCCUGCUCCAGUCAAAGGAAGGAGAGGGAAGAAAACCGAAGCCACUGCAGCACCUGCUGUCCGACAAACGACAAGAACCAGAAAUGCCAGGUCUCAAGGAAACGCCUCUGAUGAUAAACCUGAAGCUGCCCCAGAGACAUCACUGGAAAUGCAACCUGAGGUUCCCUCUGAAGCUGUGAGUGAGCAGACUGCUCCCCCUGCAGAGGAAGCUGUAGUAAAGCCUGUUCGAGGGAGAAAAACAAAACCAACACCUGUUGCGCCUCCUCAACCAGAGCCGGAGAACGCUGAAGUGAGUGAUGAGCCUCAACAGCCCAUUCCCACUGCUGCAAAAACCAGAAGAGGCCGAAAGAUCAAAUCUGACACCACUGAACAAACUGGGGCUGCAGAAGACACAUUGGUUACUGUAGAGACCAAGCAGGAGUCUCAGCCCCCAGUCAGGGUAAAGAGGGGGAGAAACGCCAAACAGGAGGAGGAAAAGCAAGAGAAUGAUGUCGAGACUAUUUCACCCGAGCCCUCUGAUGUCCAAGAGCCAGUUAAAAUAUCAACAAGAACCAGGAAAACCAAGGAAGAACGUGUAAAACCAAAGGAAGAAGAAAUCAAAACUGAUGAAACUAUCGUCCCCGAGGAGGCUGAAUCUGUGCUUGUUGCAGAACCACUGGAGAAUGAGCAGGUUCCUGUCACUGAAAAAAAAACCAAGAGAGGAGCGCAAAAAGCCAAACAAGCCGCUGAAAGUGAAACACCUGUGGAGUCCACUGAGGUCGAAGAAGUGCCUGCUGUCAAACCCAAACGAGGCAGGAGAGUAAAAGAAGCUACUGAAGUUCCUGCUGAAGUACCAGAGGCAAAGGCUGAGGAGGAAACUGCUGAGUCAGACGCUCCAGUCGCUAAACCUACGAGGGCAAGAGGUGUGAGAACUGUGAAAAAUCAAGUCUCAGAAGUCAUUCCAGCCAAAAGAGCACGUCGGGGGGCAGCAACUCUCCCUGAGGACACAGAAUCCACAGCCCUGGAUGUUCCAGCUGCAGAGCCGGCAAAGAGGGGGAAACGGGCUGCAGCAGCUAAGCCCACAACAGAUGAGUUGACAGUGAGCAGCGAUCAGGUGAAUAGCUCAGAAGAUUCAACCAGCGCAGUUACAGAAGAGGUCAAAGGGUCGAAAAGAUCCGUGAGGUGGAAAGCAGACCCUGAGGUCCUCCAGAUUCCAAAAGCAACACCCGUCAAAGCUGUGCGUGGAAAGAAGUCCAAACUUGUUGACGCUGAGAGCAAAAACACGUCGAGCGAUGCGGACAAAACUGAAGAGAAGGAUCUCUCAGAGGAAGUUGUUGAAGCUCAGCCCGUCAAGAGAGCCAGACGAGUAGCAAAGGUCACUGAAGAAACAGUGGAUCCCAAGAAAGAUGCUGAAGCUGAGACACAACCCAAAACCCGCAAAGGAAGAUCAACAAGGAAAUAAAGGCAUUUGUGUUUAUAUUUAGUCAAAAUUACAUUUUUCUCUUUAUACAUUUUGUAUUUGUGAUGUUUUAGAUUGUUUUUAGUAUUUUUAGAUUCGUUUUAUUAGGAAAUUGAGCACUAGAUUUUUUUUAUUAAUGAAAACUGCAGGGAAUCUUGUCUUAACCAUUUAUAUAAGUUGUACGUUAUUCAUUUUCGAUCUUUCAACAAUUUUAAC